UCGUUGCUUUUGGAGGGGGAGGUGCUGUGUGGAGGGGUCCAUGGCACCGCGGGACGCAGAGCGGACGGAGUCUCUCUGUGUCGUCGCCGCCGCCGCUGCUGCUGCUGUUAUCGCCGCGGCUUUUGUCGCUGCGGUCGUUACCGCUGCGAUCGCCGCCGGUGGUUGUCGUCGCCGCUGCGAGCGGGGCCGCGCGGAGAUAUUGAGGCGCGGGGACCCGCGAGCGGAAAGGCCGCGCUCCCAAGGCGCGCUCGGCGAGGAAGGGCCCAAAGGCGUCCAUCGCAGCGGCUCACGUGUGGUGCAAGAAGCCAACAAUAAAUUAGCAACUGAACUCUCGCGGGCAAGAGCCAGUUCCUUUGAGCAGCAGAAGAAAUGUUCGAGGAUGAAUGGGAGAGGAGAUAACAGCGCUCUUCAUCUACCCUCUCUGAGUCUCAAGACUCGUUCUCACGAGGGUCCUGCAUGUGGGAAUUCAACCUGGGUGCCAGGAGAGAACCCACACCUGCAAGUGGCCAAGGGGACGAUGCUCAAUGCCCCGCUGUGCAGAUAGGUAGUCAGCACCAAACCUACUUCCUGUACUCUGGCUUCAACACUGAAACAAUCCGAAAUCAUGCGGACGAUGGAUGCGACACGGCUGGGAAACCGCCGCCCUUAAUGACCUCGCCGAAAAUGUUGACAGCAUUGUCAACCUCACCUUGUCCUCCGACAUCACCAUCAUCGUCACCAUCAUCGUCGCUGUUGAGCGAUCCCAAUUCCGGCCGUGUCUUGCAGCAGCUGGCGGUGCCACCGUGUGCGUCGGCUGCCAGAAAUUCGCCACCACCACCAUUGCAGGCAGAGGAGGCUGCGUCCCAGGUUGCAGAGAAGUAUGGUCGUCCGGAUCUGGGGCAGAGGCGUCCGUGCCUGAAGCGAAGGCCAGGGGGAGUGAGGCGGUUGAAUCGAUUCCGGCGGCUGCGGUUGGUUUGGGCGCCGGAAAUCUUGCGGUUGUUCCACCCCUUGUUAUUUGGCGGUUGUUGGGUGGGGAGGCGUGGUGCGACGCCACGGUGUGGGGGUGGAAUGAGAGCAGGCGAUGGGGAGAGGAAGAAUGAACGGAGAGGGAGGAAGAUGGAGGAGGAAGGGAAGGGAAGGCGCAAGCGUAGUCGGGGGAAAGGUAGUGGGAGGGAUGAGACAGGAGGGAUAGGGGGAAGCAGAGGAGGGGAGAGUGGAGGCGAGAGGUGGAGGGAGAGAGGAAAUGGAGGGAGAAAAGGAAGAGAGAGCUGUAGGCGGACAGAUCAAGGGACAGAGAAUAAAGAUAGAGAUCGGUGUAGAGAUGGAGAUAGGGGAGGAGGGUGGUGGAGAGAUGCAGAGGGAGAUGAACGGAGGGAUUCUGGUAGAGACAGGGAGAGAUGGGGAGAGAGUCGUAAAGAGAGGGACAGAAAGAGAUGGGAAGAGAGAGACAGAGGGAAGGAAAGAAGGGAAGACAGAGGGAGACACGACGAGAGACACAGAAAGAGGGACCGAGACUGGGACCGAGACAAGGACAGGAGGGGCGACCGAGAGAGACACAGGGACAGAGAGAGGUACAGGGAAGGAAGACACGGGGAGAGAGAUAAAGACAGAUGGAGAGACAGAGACAAGGGGAGAGACAGAAACAGGGGGAGAGAUGAAGACCGGGAUAAGGAGGAGAAGGGUGGUUGGCCAAGCAAGAGGCGGCGAGAUGAUCUGGAAGUCGGCGCUGGGAAUACACGAGGGCAAGAGACUGCUUCAGGAGACACGAACAAUGUCGACGCAGAGAUGAAAGUGACUGACACCAGAGACACGAAGGCAGACAGCAGCAGGGGAACAAAGGGGGACAAUGAGGGAAAGGGAGAUGUGGGAAGCUCAGAGGAGCGCCCCAGAGGGGAGGAGAGGCACACAGAGAGGGCCUCGCUUCAACCAAAGACAGGAAUGAUGGGGAGCGCCGGCGAUGAAAAAUCUGGAAUCUCCGUGAGUGAUGGAGUUUGUGAAUCUGAAACAAUUAGUAAGAACCGUACAGAGGAAUUGAGAGCGUUGAAAAAUUCUGGAGGGAAUACAUUUAGUAUGAUUUGUAGUGACAAUGGAGGAAAGUUGAUAACGAGCAUUGAUGAAGGUGGUAGACUGUUGGGAGCGAUUGGAAGCGAUGUUGACCAGGAAUUGGGAACGAUCUGCAUUGGUAGCGAGAGUGGAUCGGGAACCGUCGUGAAUAAUGGAAAUCAGGGUUUGGGAAUCUUUUGCAAAUCUGAUGAACAGGAAUCUGGGAUAAUUGGGAAUGAUGGUACGGGGAAAAUGGUGAUGAUGCAAAGCUGUGGACACCUGGAAUUGAAAGCAAACAGGAAUGACGAUGGUAGAUCAAGAGCGAUCAGGACCGUUGACAAGGGUGAAUGUGGAACAAUCGGGACCAAUCAAAUAAAACAAGGAAGGAUCGGGAAGAGCGGCUCGGGUAAAAUCGUAAGACUCGAGAACACCGGAGUUUGGAAAAUCGGACUGACUGUCGGUCGGGAAGUGGAUAUUGAUGCUUCCACGGAUUCCGCUGGACAAGGCCCGAUGAGGAAUGGCGGUGGCAACAAAAUCUACGUGGACAGCGAGGAUGACGAUGACGGAGUUGGCGACAGGCAGCGUGACGUCGUUGUCACUUACAAGAAGAACAUGCUGACCAGAGAGGAUCUGAUGUGUCUGCAGGGGAGUGCGUGGCUCAAUGAUCAGGUGAUCAAUGUAUACGGGGAGAUGCUGGCAAACCUGAAACCAGAUGAGGUGUACUAUUUCACCAGCUUUUUCUACAGCCACCUCAAACGUCGCGGCUACGACGGCGUGAAGCGAUGGACCAAGAAGGUGUCUGUGUUCUCGCGCCGUCUGCUCCUCCUGCCCCUGCACCUGGGUCUGCACUGGGCGCUAGGCGUCGUGCGGCUCCAAACGCACGAAAUCUCACUCUACGACUCGGCCCCAAGCCCGGCGACCACCGCCUGCCUCACGAUCAUGUCCCGGUACCUCACCGAGGAGGCCAAGGCGCGAGAUCGCCCGGACCUCAAGGGGCCCUGGAGCAUCCACCUCCCCAAGAAUUUACCGCGGCAAAUGAAUGGCAACGACUGCGGGGUCUUCGUGCUGGAGUACUGCCGCUGUCUGGUGUUAGAUCGCCCAUUCUCCUUCUCCCAGGCCGACAUUCCCCGCAUCCGGAGGAGAAUUUUCAAUGAAAUUCAAGAGGGAGUUAUCGCUGUCGACAAGUGAAGACUUCGCCCUCAUGCCCAUCUGCUCGUCUCACCUCAUUCUCCCUUGACCUACCAUUGCUUCCCAUAAUUCUGCAUCAACGAAGCUUUCAUCUCAUCUCUCACUAUCCCCCUCAUCUCCUUCGUCAUCCUCUCAUCUUCACGUUAUUCACUCUAACAUCCACAUUUAUAAUCGGUCGCUGGAGUGAGGCUGCCCAGCGGAGUUGCAGACGGGCGGUCAAAAUGAUAAAAGGAUUAACUUAUUUUUGUCUUAACGCGAAAAUGAUCGUUUCUCUUUAAUGUAUUUUUUCAAAAGGAGUGUGUCAAGAUUUCAGAACUUAUUCUGCUGCUGAAAAGUGUAAAAUUACACUGAAAAUACUUCUUUGUGAAGCGCAGAGUGUGUGGGAAAGUGUGCCGGCCUCCAAUGUGUGGGCCAGAUUCACUUGAAGGGCUCUCAGAAGUACAGUGAGAGAAAAAAGUAUUUGAUCCCCUGCUGAUUUUGUACGUUUGCCCACUGACAAAUAAAUGAUCAGUCUAUAA
Petromyzon marinus (sea lamprey) is the source of this 3728-nucleotide messenger RNA. RefSeq lists its product as uncharacterized. Gene Ontology annotation, cellular component: nucleus. The record is from RefSeq and is a predicted model, not a curated record. Gene Ontology annotation, molecular function: deSUMOylase activity. NCBI's taxonomy places the organism in Eukaryota, Metazoa, Chordata, Hyperoartia, Petromyzontiformes, Petromyzontidae. Gene Ontology annotation, biological process: protein desumoylation; proteolysis.